Molecule: messenger RNA, 2118 nt
Organism: Paecilomyces variotii
Lineage: Eukaryota; Fungi; Ascomycota; Eurotiomycetes; Eurotiales; Thermoascaceae
Product: mannosyl-oligosaccharide alpha-1,2-mannosidase
Exons: 3
Coding region: 1-2118 (705 amino acids)
Biological process (GO): N-glycan processing; carbohydrate metabolic process
Cellular component (GO): endoplasmic reticulum; membrane
Molecular function (GO): calcium ion binding; mannosyl-oligosaccharide 1,2-alpha-mannosidase activity
Source: RefSeq, a predicted model, not a curated record
AUGUCCUACCAGCUCCCACAAACCGGCCCUUCCUUAUCUUCAUCACAACGGCCCCUCGAAGAUAAUUACUGGCGCGCCUCUUCGCGAAAUAGCGGUUCCGGUAGUCUAGGCGGCUAUGGCCUAUCACAAUCGCAAUCUGGAAACAGCGUAGGAGGGAUAUCGCAUAAGUUGAAUAGCUUCUUCGAUACGGAGAAGCCGUUGCCUAUGUAUAAGGAUAAACCAUAUUUUGCUCCGCGGCGGACGGGGCCCGCACGCCAGCGGCAGAGGAUCGUGUAUGGGGUGGUAGGAUUCGUGGUGGUCAGCUUAUUGUGGUUGCUUCUUGGGUCGGGUGGUUCAGACCAGUCUAAGACGAAGACUGGGUCGUUGAAGGGCGGGGAUCUAUGGAGUUGGGCUCAGAGCUUUGAGCAUGGCGAGGCUGAGAAGCCGUCUGGGCGGGGAAAUAGUGGUAUCGAUUGGGAUGCUAGGAGAGAGAAGGUCAAGGAUGCGUUCAUGGUCAGUUGGGACGGAUAUGAGAAGUAUGCAUGGGGGUUCGACGAGUAUCACCCCGUAUCCAAGGGGGGAAAACACAUGAUCAAUGGUGGCAUGGGCUGGAUCAUCGUCGAUGCGCUCGAUACGCUGAUGAUCAUGAACCUCACCUCUCGCGUGCAAGAUGCGCGGCGGUGGAUUCACACUUCAUUGCAGUAUAAUCAGGAUCACGAUGUCAACACCUUCGAGACUACCAUCCGCAUGCUGGGUGGUCUGCUCUCCGCGCACUACCUUUCAACGAAGUAUCCAGACCUGGCUCCUAUCCGCGACGAUGAUGAGGGUUCUCCGGGCGAGGAUCUAUAUAUCGAGAAAGCCACUGACCUCGCCGACCGUCUUCUUGGUGCGUUCGACUCCACCUCGGGUGUUCCAUACGCGAGUGUGAACCUCAAUACUUCCAGGGGUAUACCAUCGCAUGCUGAUGGCGGCGCUUCAUCCACCGCCGAGGCCACUUCUGUGCAGUUGGAGUUCAAGUAUCUUGCUAAGUUGACCGGAGAAGCGGAAUAUUGGAAGACGGUGGAGAAGGUUAUGCAAGUCGUUGACGACCAGCAGAGGAAAGACGGGUUGCUCCCGAUCUUCAUCAAUCCUGAGAGCGGAGAAUUCCGAGGCGAGAACAUCCGUCUAGGAAGUCGAGGUGAUUCUUACUAUGAAUACCUCAUCAAACAAUAUCUGCAGACCUCCGAACAAGAGCCAAUCUACAAGGAGCUAUGGGACGAGUCCUUAAUGGGUAUCCGCAAGCAUCUGAUCACAUACACGAAACAUGCGCAAAUGACAGUGCUUGGAGAGCGACCCAACGGACUUGACGGGACUCUGUCGCCUAAGAUGGACCACCUUGUCUGUUUCAUGCCGGGAACAAUUGCCCUUGGUGCUACUGGCGGACGACCCUUGGCUGAGGCAAGGAAAUCCCCCGAUUGGACACGCCGACAGGAUGAGGAGAUUCUCCUAGCCAAAGAACUGAUGAAGACAUGCUGGGCAACGUACCUGGCUACCAAGACCGGUCUUGCUCCGGAAAUCACCUACUUCCGUAUCGACGACCCCCCACGCAUGAUGACCGACGUAUUCCCCAGCUCUACAAUGACCGAAGGAAACAGCAAAUCGAAACACGAAGAUCUCCUUCUGGUCUCGCAUCCUCUCUACCCGCUAGAAGAUAACCCCUGGCAGCAAGAUAUCGACAUCCACGCUCAGGACCGGCACAACCUGCAACGACCAGAGACUGUCGAGUCUCUCUUCUACAUGUACCGCAUUACCGGCGAUGAGACCUACCGUCACUGGGGCUGGGAGAUGUUCAAAUCCUUCAUCAAACACACCGCCGUCAUCGAGACAGAAGGUGAUCCCUCCGAUAAGACCAAGAAACCCUCCUCGCACAUCAUGGGCUUCACGUCCCUCUCCAACGUCAACACCAUCCCUGCUGUCCAGCGCGACAACAUGGAAAGCUUCUGGCUCGCAGAGACCCUGAAAUACUUCUACCUCCUCUUCUCGGAUCGCGAUUUCAUCUCCCUAGAAGAAAACGUCUUCAAUACCGAAGCACAUCCCAUGCCUCGCUUCAAACUUAGUGGAGAUCUGAAGACGGGAUGGACAAGGAAGGAGAGAAACUAA